Molecule: messenger RNA, 576 nt
Organism: Brugia malayi
Lineage: Eukaryota; Metazoa; Nematoda; Chromadorea; Rhabditida; Onchocercidae
Gene: Bma-psf-2
Product: putative DNA replication complex GINS protein PSF2, putative
Exons: 5
Coding region: 1-576 (191 amino acids)
Biological process (GO): DNA replication; double-strand break repair via break-induced replication
Cellular component (GO): GINS complex; nucleus
Source: RefSeq, a predicted model, not a curated record
AUGAUGACGCCGGAACAAUGUGAAUUUAUUGCCGGUAAUGAAUGGAUUCAGAUAAAUCCGCAGUUUAAUUUGGAUGAAUUGCAUCUGAUAUGUGGUGAUAUUGGACCAUUUGAAGCUGGUAUGCCUAUUUGGGUACCACUCUGGAUAGCAGUUACGUUAAGGAAAAGGCGAAAAUGCACUAUCAUUCCACCACAAUGGUUAUGUGUGGAGGAGUUGAAAAAGCUUGUAAUAGCGGAAAGUGGAACUAAUGCAUUUGGACAAGUACCACGGUUUUAUUUGGAAAUAGCUCACAUGUUCGUACAAUAUGCCAAAGAAGAUCUUCCGGAUAGCGAUAUGAUACGAGUUUAUGUACAAGAUUUAUGGGAUAAGCGAUCUGCAAAGCUCAACAAUUCAUCGACUAAAUUUUUGGGACAGGUAGAAUCAUGUCAUGCAAGAAUGGACAAUAUUACUUUGAUGGAAGUAGCGUAUAUUAAACGAUCACUAAUUACAGCCAGUCGUGAAAUUGAAGCGCUUAACAAGUCGUUUCAUGAAUUAUCCAGUCAAAACAGCAGUGAUCAAAGAUAUGUAAUAGCUUGA